AUGGCCAUGGAUUACAUCACCAAGUGGCCCACAACAUUUGCCAUCCCAGAUCAGAGUGCCACUUCCAGUUCCAGUACCAGUUUGAGGCACCAGGACCGUGUGGCUUCUGCCAUACUGCUGCUUCUGCUCUGGCUGCCUGGAGAAGCAGUGGUGGCUGAGAUGGCAGAGCAGCAGCAGAGCUGUUCACGCUGGGACCAACCUGAGGGGGUCGAUGACCGUGGCAUCUCUCAGGAUGGAGAUGUGGUCAUUGGAGGGCUCUUUGUGGUGCAUAACCAACCACCUACUCCAGACCUGAGCUUUAUUAGGAAGCCUGGUCUAAAACAUUGCUUUGGUUUUCAGAAGCAACCUUACCGCUGGGCCCAUGCUAUGGUAUUUGCUGUUGAGGAGAUAAACAGAAAUCCCUACCUCCUCCCAGGAGUGCGACUUGGCUACCAAAUCUUAGACAACUGUAGCCAAUACCCCUGGUCAUUACGAGCAGUAAUGUCUUUGAUCAGCGGAGGGAAUCAUUCCUGUAAGUCUACUGGACCUGUGCGUGUGAUUAUAGGGGAUGCAUCUUCUACUCAAACUAUCAUGCUGUCCAGGACCCUCAGCCCUCUGCAGGUGCCACUGAUCAGCUAUCAAGCCAGCUGUGCCUGUUUGAGUAAUAGACGAGAGUUCCCCAAUGUCUUCCGCACAAUUCCCAGUGAUGUGUAUCAGGCACGCACCAUGGCCGACCUUGCUCAUCGUUAUGGGUGGACCUGGGUGGGAGCUGUGGUGGUGAAUAACGACUAUGGACUACUGGCAGUGCAAGCCUUCAGAGAGAGGGCACAGGGCACAGGGAUAUGCCUGGCUUUUUUUGAGACGUUAAACCGUGAGACCUUGGCCCAGGACGUGGAUCGGGCAGCAACUACAGUGCAGAUGUCUUCUGCACGGGUGGUGCUGGUGAUUGCCUGGUACACAGAUGUGGAGGCACUGCUGCUGGAGCUUGCUCGCAGGAAUGUGACUGGUAGACAGUUCCUGGCCAGUGAGGCCUGGAGCACCAGCUCAUACCUGCUCAAUAACCCUGCCCUGAGAAAUAUCGGCAAUGGAGUGCUGGGAGUGGCCAUUAGGAGUGCACCCAUCCCAGGCCUAGAGGCACAUUUACGCCAGCUUCGUCCCUCCCGUCACCCACGAGACGCCCUUCUGAGAGAUCUUUGGAGGGAGGAGUUUGGUUGUAACCCUGACAGUGGCUCUAGCUCUGACUCCUCCUCCUUACCGCCCUGCAGUGGGACAGAGAGCCUGGAAGGGGUGCAAAGCACUUUCACAGAUACAACUCAUCUGCGGGUGACCUAUAAUGCAUAUUUAGCUGUGUAUGCUGCCGCACAUGCCUUUCACUCUCUGCUGUCAUGCAGUCCAAUAGAGAACACUGACAUGAACAGAAGCCAACAGUGUUCCUCUGACUACAAUAUCAGCCCAGCUAAGCUUUUGCAACACCUGAGUCAGGUGAACUUCACCACUCAGCUUGGGGAGAAUUUCCUCUUCCAUGGUGGGGACAUCCCAGCAGUGUAUGACCUUGUGAACUGGCAGGAAGCACCUAACGGUGUGCUGAAGUACAUCACAAUUGGACGUGUGGAGGGAUCCCAGCUACAUCUGGAAGAUUCUGCCAUCUGGUGGGCCACAGGAUCGCAAGUGCCAGGGUCUGUGUGCAGUGAGUCCUGCCCUCCUGGGACUCGAAAAGCAAACCGGAAGGGGGAGCCGAUCUGCUGCUUUGACUGCCUUCCUUGUGCAGACGGAGAGAUCAGCAACACAACUGAUUCUCUGACUUGUGAGGGCUGCCCUCUGGAGUUCUGGUCCAACAAUCGGAAGAACAUGUGUGUUCCUCUCACUGUGGAGUUUCUCUCUUUCAACGACACCAUGGGCAUCACUCUCACAACUGUUGCUGUGUCAGGUGCUGUGAUGACAGCGGCUGUAGCUGUUGUCUUUCUGUACAACAGACAUACACCCAUUGUGAAGGCCAACAACUCUGAGCUCAGCUUCCUGCUCCUGAUGUCACUCAAGCUGUGCUUCCUGUGUUCUUUGUUGUUCAUUGGUCAGCCAACAGACUGGUCAUGUCGCAUUCAACAGGCAGCGUUUGGGAUUAGUUUCGUCCUGUGCAUCUCCUGCAUCCUGGUCAAGACUAUAGUGGUUCUGGCCGUCUUUCGGUCAGCAAGACCUGGUUCAGACUCAAUGAUGAAGUGGUUUGGGCCGGGUCAACAAAGAGGCAGUGUAUUUCUCUUUACCUGUGUGCAAGUGGUUAUAUGUGUUGCAUGGCUAUCCCUAAGACCUCCUAUGCCUCACAGGAACAUUGGGCUUAAGGGGUCAAAGAUCAUUCUAGAAUGUACACUGGGAUCAGUGGAGGGGUUUGCUACAUUACUUGGCUACAUUGGUCUGCUGGCAGCCAUUUGCUUUUUGUUGGCAUUUUUUGCUAGGAAGCUUCCAGAUAAUUUCAAUGAGGCCAAGUUCAUAACCUUCAGCAUGCUCAUUUUCUGUGCUGUGUGGAUUGCUUUCGUUCCUGCUUAUGUGAGCUCACCAGGGAAGUAUGCCAUUGCUGUGGAGAUCUUCGCAAUUCUAUCAUCCAGUUUUGGCCUCCUCCUUUGCAUAUUUAUUCCAAAAUGUUUCAUAAUAUUAAUCCAACCACAUAAAAACACCAAGAAAUAUCUCAUGGGAAAGACUGACAAAAUACAGAAAUGAAUACAUUAUUUGCCGGAAGGCAUUUUCAUCCAUGGAAUGUUCACAUAAAACCCAUAUGUGCAUUAUUUUGUUUUCUUUUACAAAUAAUAAAAUAACAAUAUAAGAAAAGAACACAACACCCCACAAUGUAAUGUCCACAAUAAUACAUUUAUAAACUGUCCUUUGUAAAAACACUUGAUGUACUGUAUUUAUUUUAUUAUUUUUUUCUAUCUUAUGAUAUUUUAGAGAGUUUUUUACAUACAACCUUAAUUCAAAACACAAAAUCGUUAAUAAAACAUCAAAGUAUCAAUGUAGUUUCCCUUUCUAUCCAUCUUUUUUUGUUCAAGGAUAUGAUUAGCUAAUACAUGGACAUUUACGUGUGCAUGGUAAAAUUCAAC
This is a messenger RNA of Clupea harengus (Atlantic herring), 3065 nucleotides long. RefSeq names its product extracellular calcium-sensing receptor-like. The record is from RefSeq and is a predicted model, not a curated record. Gene Ontology annotation, molecular function: G protein-coupled receptor activity. The coding region runs from base 1 to 2688 and encodes 895 amino acids. Lineage: Eukaryota; Metazoa; Chordata; Actinopteri; Clupeiformes; Clupeidae. Gene Ontology annotation, biological process: G protein-coupled receptor signaling pathway. Gene Ontology annotation, cellular component: plasma membrane. The transcript has 8 exons.